Molecule: messenger RNA, 1116 nt
Organism: Lentinula edodes (shiitake mushroom)
Lineage: Eukaryota; Fungi; Basidiomycota; Agaricomycetes; Agaricales; Omphalotaceae
Product: kinase-like domain-containing protein
Exons: 6
Biological process (GO): protein phosphorylation; cellular response to oxidative stress
Molecular function (GO): calcium/calmodulin-dependent protein kinase activity; ATP binding
Source: RefSeq, a predicted model, not a curated record
AAAGCAACAUGGCAUGUUCCAGUUGAACAAAUUACCAUCGCCGAGCGCGGCGCCGCCGCUGGUCCAGACGAUCCCUCUGCUACAACAACACAACCAAAGAUGAAACAAACCCUAACGAACCUCGUCGGCUCUAAACCUUCCUCCAGGUCUACAUCGCCAGCACCCUCCGAUCCUUCAUCAUCACAGUCAGGCAUCACGAAGGAAGUAGCGCUCAAGUUGAUUCCCAAGAAGAAAGUAAAGGGGAACGAGGCUAGUGUUUGGGGUGAAAUGGAGGUAUUGAAAGGUUUAGACCAUCCGAACAUCGUCAAGUUUUAUGAAUGGUUUGAAUCACGAACGAAAUAUUAUCUUUCCUUCGAGCUUGCCGUAGGCGGAGAACUUUUCGACCGGAUACUCAAGAAGGGUAAAUUUACAGAGAAAGAUGCUAGUGGCGUCAUAAGGUCAAUUCUCUCAGGCGUCGCAUACCUCCACGAACAUGAUAUCGUGCACCGAGAUCUCAAACCCGAGAACAUCCUCUACAGAACGUCAGCAGAGGAUUCCAACAUUGUUAUUGCAGAUUUCGGGAUAGCCAAACAUCUUGAUACGCCGGAAGAGCAAUUGCAUUCGCUCGCCGGAAGCAUUGGUUACGUCGCUCCUGAGGUGCUGCUUAACGAAGGGCACGGGAAGCAAGUCGAUUUGUGGAGUAUUGGAAUAAUCACUUAUGUCCUCCUUUGCGGCUACUCCCCUUUCCGAUCGGACGAAGUCAAAGUCCUCAUCCGCGAAACGACCGAAGCUCGAAUCGAGUUCCACGACAAAUAUUGGAAAAAUGUUUCCUCCGAAGCCAAAAUUUUCAUCAAACGCCUCCUUAACCCUGAUCCUACCCGCAGACCAACUGCCGCUGAAGCACUCAAGGAUACCUGGCUCACGACACACGAUCCAUCCGAGGAACACGAUCUCUCUGACGGACUCAGAGACCACUUCGAUCCCAGAUCUAAAUGGCGUAAUGCGAUUGCUGGUGCGAGAGCGAUGCAUAGGUUGGCGUCCUUUGGUCGUACACAGUCUCAGCUCUCGACCGCGUCAGAUGCGACUGCGUCCUCUGGAGGAUGGAAUAGUGGUAGUACCGGGGGUGGUCCCUCCUAA